Molecule: messenger RNA, 4045 nt
Organism: Cotesia glomerata
Lineage: Eukaryota; Metazoa; Arthropoda; Insecta; Hymenoptera; Braconidae
Gene: wdp
Product: protein windpipe
Exons: 3
Coding region: 683-2989 (768 amino acids)
Cellular component (GO): plasma membrane
Molecular function (GO): protein binding
Source: RefSeq, a predicted model, not a curated record
AGCGUGUUUGGCCUGCUGUUGAGGAGUGUCAUGUAGUGUACACUGUUAUACACUGCUAUGGUAGUUGGAGAACGGUGUGGUGUGUUGUCUUGUGUUGUGUUUGGUUGCGAGUAUGAGAGAUCACUGUAACUUAUAAAUGAGAAGGAAAAAGAAGAGGCGAGAUACCAAGAGUGAGUGAGUGAGUGAAUAUUACUACUAAUACACACGUACUGAGCGCACGGUGGCGGACACUACUCGCGCUAAGCGGCAGUUCUUACUUGGACUUGCUUCGCGAUAGAUUGUAUCGCUUUUUCGAUUUUACAUUGAUUCUUCGCGAUUGACUGGAAAACCGCGCGUUCUACCGCUUGGAUUUAAUCUCCCUCACGUGCAUGCAUUAAUUACCCAGUGCCCAAAGUGCUAAAGUGAUUAAUCUAAUUUAUUCUCCAAAUUAAUUACACUUUAAUUUUUAUUCAAAAAAUUAAUCAUCAAUCAAAUUGUUUUUCGAAUUUUUAUUAAAGUUUUUUAAUAAAAAUUUUUCAUGCUGAUGUAAUGAAGAAUAUUUUAAUGAUGCCACCAAAGACAAAUCGUUGUCCAGCUUCUACUGCGUCGAAUUAAAUUAUUUAUCGACAGCAGCUUGACGAGACAACGUCACUAUCUAGAUGAAAAAAAGUAAAAUUAAAAAGACAGCAAGAUAAAUAAUAAAAUGUCAGCACGUGAAUCCUCGCUGGUUGUUUUUAUGCUGACACUGGUGUUACUAAGUGAGCCAAGGCCUAGCAAUGGACUCUGCACGCUCGGUAAAAAUGGUACCCUGGCUCGGUGUCACUAUCUCGAGGACGUAAAUACCAUUGAAGAAAUACCGCUGCAGUGGCUGAAAAGUCUCAGGGUUUUAUCAGCCGGGCGGCAUUUGUCCGCGGACAAUCGAGCAUUCGCGCAUCUCACUAACCUCAGGCACUUGGACUUGUCUAACGGAAAACUCAGGAAAUUAGAUCCCGGAUGCUUUCGUCAGCUGCCUAGUCUUCGGACUCUCAACCUCGCUGACAACCACUUGACCCACUUGUCACCUGGCACUCUCCAGGGAUUAGAUCACCUUCAAUCUUUGAACCUAAAAAAAAACUUGCUCGAAGAAAUUCCUGCUGACGUAGCUGCUCUUAACGACUUGAAGUACUUGGAUAUAUCCCACAACAAUCUUAACUGCGACUGUGAGUUUCUAAAACUACGUGACAGUAUUAUCAAGCGCGGGGUCGCUCUUUCCAAGAAGACGAUCUGUAAUGCCCCGGAAAGUUUGAAAGGACAACUAUUAAUCGAAUUAAAAACCUAUCAGGUUUGUAUGGCCGAUGAGCUCGACGACAGUCUCGAUGGCAUGCAAAUGGAUCAGCCACUGGCUGAAGAAGGCUCCGGUGAAGGCUCUGGGGACGCUUUUGAUGAAUUAGAUCCCGAAGAUAUACCCGAUGACGAUGAAAAAGUAUCAGAAAGUGAAACUCACUCCACCACAACUUCGAUACCCGUUCAAGUGUCGCUGACACCUGAGACUACAACUUCCGGUCAAGGAGAUGGAGACGACGGAAUUUUCUUCAACGAAGAUACCGAAAAACAUUCGACAUCUUCCACUACCACAACUGUGUCGACAUCUUUAGAAACAACGACAGAUAUCCCCGUAGAAACCACCGUGGCUGUUGUUGAAGACAAGGAAGAAAAUAAAGACAAAGGAGAAGAUAAAGACAAUGAAGAAGAUAAAGAUAAAGACGAUAAAAACAAAGAAGAAAAUAAAGACGAAGUAGAAGAUAAAAUCAAAGUAGAAGAUAAAGACAAAGACAAGGAGCUAUGGGAAAAAGAAGGCUCCGGAGAUGACGAUGCUGAUGAUCCUUGGGUAACCGAGGGCUCUGGUGAAGGUUCUGGGGUUGCAAUUCCUCACAUAACUUGGGACGAAGACGAGUCACUGAAAAAUAUGGACAAUAAUCAAGAUAACACCAGUGAAACGGUGUCUACAUCGACGACCGAAUCUACAGGAAUAAUUAGCUCCAUUUGGGGUAUACUCUGGGGCACGACUCCACCACCUCCCGCUUCUACUACUGAAGAAUUAGAUCUUGAGGAAGAGCAAUUCAUUAAAGCGACAUCUGAAGCUACUGAGGAAGAAGAAAAAGUCGAAGAAGAGGUAAUCACACCAGUACAAGUGGUUCCAGUUGAGAGCGAAAGUAUCAAACCGGGGGUUCUUGAUGAUGGUAAGCUUGGACAGGUAAAGGUUGAAUCACCGGUUGAAGUUGCUGGGACAGAUGCUACUACCGAUAAGCAGGAAACGCAGAAAGGAAUGGGUUCUUAUGUGGUUCUCGCAAUUCUGUUGGCCGUACUCGCGACUUUGAUAGGUUUUGCGGCUUACAAGGGAAAUUUCUGCAGAAAGGGGCGCAAACGUAAUGAUCACGACGACAAUAAUGACGUUGAAAAUGGAACAGAGUUAAAGGACUUGAAGAAAUCACUGCUCAACACUGCGAAUUUGACACAACCGAAGAUUUCUACUAAUGGGAACAGCAGCAAGCCUGAAAGUAUGCCGUUAGUGAGCUCCGGUAAAGGUGAUAAUGGUAUGAAGAUAAACGAUGACGAGCCGACCGCCAAGUACAUUGGCACAGUCAACGAAUCCGUGGAUCCUGUGAAACCUCCGAGGAAAUCGUUCUCUCCGGGUGAUAUUGAUAGUAAUGAUAAUCACAAAAAGGAUGGGACUAAUGGUAAAAUAGUUACCACGCCUCAGUUGUCCUCAGAUCCGUCGAUAAUGCGAUAUCCUAGAGUAUCGAAUAAUAGAGAGGUUAUGGCUAAUGGUGGCGGCAACCGUGACUCCCUGUCCUCGUCUGGAUCCCACUCACGGCUGUCAAAUUUACGACUCAAUCAGGAUCUUCAGCCGCCUGGUAGUCCUGGUGCUCAACGCGUUAAAAUAACUCUUCAAGAUAUUCCUGACAGCGUCCCAAAAACGCCUCUACUUAUUACGAGAACAAAGGCCGGUGAGAACCUAGUCAAGACCUGAAGAUUAUUUUUGGCAACUCAAAUUCUAUCCCUCGAUUACGUUAUAUUGUUUAAAUUUAUUUAAUAUAUAAAUGUGAUCGUGAGGAGACUCUUUUUUUCGUUGCUCUUCAGGGUUUAAGACUUUGUUGACUUUAAAUUUCUCGUUAUUUUUUAUUAUUUAAUUGAUUAAUUAAAGUUGAUUAAUUAGUUGAAUAAUUACGACGACCUUGAAGAUAUAUUUUUAUAUUGACUGCCGUGGCUUAUUGUUGGAAAGCCUUUUCGCGCAAUCGAUUUCAUAAAUUAAGUAGAAAAUUAAUUUUUAAUUUAUUAUUGAUUAAUAUUAAUAUUAAUUAAUUAUUAUUGAUUUUAAGAUUGUAAGUUAGCGUAAAUGUCAAUAUUUUAAAAAGUUAUUUUUUAAAUGAAUAUAUAUGUAUACAUUUUUUUAUAUAGAUUUUUUUGAUGAAUAUUUAUAGAUGUAGGUGUAAUGAAUUUAGAGAAAGUCCAAUUCUAUAAAUAUGUAAAUGUUAAAAUAUAAUUAGUUAUAUUUAAUUGAAUUAAUUUAAGUCAAAGUAUAGUCUUAUAACAAGGCAUUAUUUAUACUGUUGUUAGUUUUAAAUGAAUAUUAAAAACAUUAUUAAUCGAUUUUUAAUCACAGAAUUUUAUAAAAAUAUAAAUACUCAUUUGUUACCUUUAAUUAUAUCCUUUUAUUCAACAGGAUUAUUGCGUGAAAAAGAGAAAUUGAAGAAGUAUUUCAUGUCCAGUAAAUUAUCUUUGUUAAAUUUUUUUUAUAAACAUAAAUAAAUAGACAAGUAGGACUUUAUGUUUUAGAAGAAAUUAGGAAUUUGUUUUGUUGUAAGUAGUUAAAUUUUUAAUUCUGGUAUUUGAUAUAACGUGUUAAUAUAAGUGUAUUCAUAAUAUUGACGAGGUAAGGUACAGAGCAUGGGAUACGAUUCAAACGAGAAUGAGUGAGAAAAGAGAUAAUAUAAAAACCGGGACUUUUCCGGCAGAUGGUAGCAAGUGUUUUUCCUCUAUAGACAUAUUAGGAAAGGUUUCAAGUUUGAAUAAAUAUGCAAAUGAA